ACAAAGUGCACGCACCUCCCCAGCAGGGGCGUGGCCACAAAAGUAGGUGUGGCUUCUCAGAGGUGGGUGGGCCUGCCUCACGGUAGGAGGGCAAGUUAGCUGCCAGCUGCGGUCAAGAGCCCGCCACUCCAUGCACGAUGCUGUUCUGGACUGCGCUCAGCCUGGCUUUGAGUUUGCGGUUGGCACUGGCGCGGAGCAGCGUAGAGCGCAGUGCCACAGCAUCAGCCCCCCAUGGGGACCUGUUGUUCCUGCUGGACAGCUCAGCCAGUGUGUCACACUAUGAAUUCUCAAGAGUUCGGGAAUUUGUGGGGCAGCUGGUGUCUGCAAUGCCUUUUGGCCCUGAGGCCGUGCGUGCUAGCCUGGUGCACGUAGGGAGUCAGCCAUACACAGAGUUUACUUUUGACCAAUACAGUUCAGGCCAGGCUGUACAGGAUGCCAUACGUGUCGCAUCCCAGCGUAUGGGUGACACCAAUACAGGCUUGGCACUGGCUUAUGCCAAAGAGCAAUUGUUUGCUGAAGAAGCAGGUGCCCGGCUAGGGGUUCCUAAGGUACUGGUGUGGGUGACAGAUGGCGGCUCCAGUGACCCCGUGGGUCCUCCUAUGCAGGAGCUCAAGGACCUGGGUGUCAUCGUCUUCAUUGUUAGCACUGGCCGGGGCAACCUGUUGGAGCUGUUGGCGGCUGCCUCAGCUCCCGCUGAGAAGCACCUACACUUUGUGGAUGUGGAUGACCUUCACAUCAUUGCCCCAGAACUCCAGGACUCCAUUACUGAUGCCAUGCGGCCACAGCAGCUUCGUGCCUCGGAGGUUAUGUCCAGUGGCUUCCGCCUGUCCUGGCCGCCCCUGCUGACAGCAGACUCUGGUUACUACGUGCUGGAGCUGGUGCCCAGUGACAAACUGGCAGCCACAAGACGCCAACAGCUGCCAGGGAAUGCCACCAGCUGGAUCUGGACCGAUCUCAACCCAGACACCGAUUAUGAAGUAGCGCUGCUGCCUGAAUCCAACGUGCGCCUCCUGAGGCCCCAGCACGUGCGAGUACGCACGCUGCAAGAGGAGGCCGGGCCGGAGUGCAUCAUCAUCUCGCAUACCAGGCCGCGCAGCCUCCGCAUAAGUUGGGCCCCCGCGCUUGGCCCGGACUCCACUCUCGGCUACCAUAUACAGCUCGGGCCUCUGCGGGGCGGCUCCCUGCAGCGCGUGGAGGUGCCCCCUGGCCACAACAGCACCACCAUCCAGGGCCUGACACCCGGCACUACUUACCUGGUGACUGUGACUGCCGCCUUCCGCUCUGGCCGCGAGAGGGCGCUAUCGGCUAAGGCCUGUACGGCCUCUGGCGAGCGGACCCGCGUCCCGCAGUCUGUGCGGCCGGAGGCCAGACCGCCAGAGCCGUGAAUUGCCUGCCCCACCCACCCGAGAGUCCCUCUUCCCUAGCCCAGUGAGGGAGGCGCCGCCGCUGCCAAAACCGAGGUUUUUCUCGGGGGUGGGAUGGGGUGGAGGGGGUGGGGAGAUAGGGUGCAGGUCCUGCCUUUGACCCGCGUGACUCCUCCAGUCGUUUUCCUACUGGUCAUGCUGGGCACCGUCCUCGCUUGACUCCCGGGAACCCAGUGGCAAGCCUGGCACGCGCAAUGGCAAUCCUCUCCGGUUGCCAGUGGAAUUGCACACAGUGGUCUCUGGGUAGCAUUUGGCGGGGAGAUGGACAGUGUCUGAGGACAGGUUAAGGACAUAAGAUUCAGGACAAGCAUUCAGGAGAGGAGGCCACGGGAUCUUAUACCUGUGCCAAAGACCGGGUCCUCUGGUGGCGAGGACUCCACAUGGCUUGGAGGAAGUGCCCAGGACCAUUCAGGUCCUGUCUGUGCAUAGACAGUGGUGGAAGACAGGGAGGGGAGACUGGUCCAGGAAGGAUUCCCAAAGGCUUCCUGAGGGAAAGGAAGGCCAGGGAGGAGUAUCGGGAGGCUAAUGAUGUUGCCAAGUAAUUUCUAUCAGGAUCCUCUACCAGCCUGGAGGCCAGGACCUGUCAGGGACACUGGCCCUGCCUUCGUGCCUGCGACUGGCACUAGGCCCUGCUAUCAGUGCCUGGGAUGCAGUCUUUUCUUCGCAGGAAUGGGAUAAGACCUUGGCAUUUAAGAUUUUGGGCAUAGGAGACCCCCUGCUAUGACAGGCUCUAAGAGAGGCUAGUGUAGGAGCUUCAUAAGGGACAGGAACAAACAACACUCCCCAGGACAGGCUCACUCCAAGGACUCUGCAACAUCUAACCCCAAGGGGUCAUGCUGAUGAGCUACCUUCUGUCCUGACCUCCUACCCUGGGGCUUCUGACAGACAGCUAAAGGUAGUCAGAAACAGGCUUCCCCUCAAGUCCCUAUGUAGACAGAGCCUCUCCUCCCAGAAUCACCAGCCCCAACCCAAGCUUACUUUGUCUUUUUCCCCACUAACGACCCAGACUCUAAAAUACAGUCAAGUCAGUUAUAAACUGUGCCUGCAGUCUCAUUAAAAUGCUUUAUUUUUCGA
Messenger RNA from Peromyscus maniculatus bairdii (prairie deer mouse), 2498 nucleotides. It is a transcript of the gene Vwa1, whose product is annotated as von Willebrand factor A domain containing 1. The record is from RefSeq and is a predicted model, not a curated record. Lineage: Eukaryota; Metazoa; Chordata; Mammalia; Rodentia; Cricetidae. Gene Ontology annotation, molecular function: protein binding.